This is a messenger RNA of Phytophthora nicotianae INRA-310, 879 nucleotides long. RefSeq lists its product as hypothetical. Lineage: Eukaryota; Oomycota; Peronosporomycetes; Peronosporales; Peronosporaceae. The transcript has a single exon. The record is from RefSeq and is a predicted model, not a curated record. Bases 1 to 879 code for a protein of 292 amino acids.
AUGGAACAGUUUGAGGAAGCAGUGGAAUUGCAAACUUUCUUGCAGGAGAUGUCCGCGGUUGCAUGGGAGAUCCUCAAGCAACACAUUGGUCCUGACAGUCGUCUCAGAAAAAAAAAAGACGGGCAGAUUCCGCAGUUGAAAAUUAAUGUCGACGAGGAGAAUGUAAAACAAUCGGAUGUGUGGCUCCGCACGUGGUUCCGUAUUUUGGCUGUCUACGACACCGAAGUAGAUAACAAACUUCUCAAGUUGAAUAAGGAAACUAUUUCAAAAAAGAUGCAUGAGAUAUUGGCGGACGUACAGAAUCGAAAGUGUGAUCGAGGACCAUCGAAAUGCCUGAAGAAUGCAUUUACGACGUCGUAUGCUGAUGAUAAAUUCCUGCAAUAUCUGAUGCGAUGUUGCAAGGCAUACUUUACCGCUCCAUCGGCGUACGCAGCUCAGUACGUGGCAAUCGUGCUGAGCUCGGGUUUCGGGAAGAGUCGAAUCGUGUACCAAGUGGCACAGAUGCUAGCUGGGCCCAGUGCAGGCCUACCGGAAAGUGACGCCAUUGAUGCCCAACUUCUGAAUGUAUGCGCGCGUACUAACAACCCGUCUGCUUUCCCGGUCGCAACUCCUGCACUUACCAACUUCUUUUUCAGACAUGACAAUAUUCAGUCCCGAUUGGAUCUAGCACUAGAGUACGCGAGUACAAAUUGGGAGCAGGCAAAGACGGAUUGGCUCGAAGUAUUUGGUACUACAGAAGGUUCAAACACUGGCGGUGAACAGGAGUUGGAGGCGGUCAAUGAAGACCACAGACGUACCAAAACUAGGAAACGGAGCCUACCGUCGAGUAAAAUUACCGGCAAAACCUAUCUUUUGAUGAAAGGCUGGUUUCGGCUUUAG